CAUGUCGUGUCCAGGGCCAGGAUAUAAUACUGUCGAGUAGUUUUAAUCGCAAACACCACAAAUGAAAAAAUCCACCAACCAGACAGAGGAUUUAAAUGUAGAAUGCGCUCUCCAGUUGUUUAUAUCGCCGCCAAGCGGCCGCAUUGGACGACUACAUCAGCUAACACCGUCUUUCUGUGUCCGGGUCGUCGGGCUGUAAUGGCUGCAUCCAUGGCGAGCACAGCCGGCAUGAGCAGUAUGCUGCAAUUUAUGAAAUUUAUCGGCCAGCUCAAAAGGGUCCCACGGACAGGCUGGGUUUACAGGAACGUGCAGAAACCAGAGAGCGUGUCCGACCACAUGUACCGCAUGGCCAUGAUGUCUCUGACCAUCACCGACCCCACAGUGGACAAGGACAGGUGUAUUAAGCUGGCUCUGGUCCACGACAUGGCAGAGUGCAUUGUGGGAGAUAUUGCUCCGUCAGACAACAUCAGCAAAGCAGAGAAACACCGGCGAGAAGAGGAAGCAAUGAAACAUCUUGCAGGUCUUCUGCCAGAUGGACUCAAACAGGAGAUUUAUGGACUGUGGGAGGAAUAUGAAACGCAGAGCAGUCCAGAGGCCCGGCUGGUGAAACAGUUUGACCUUCUGGAGAUGAUCCUGCAGGCUCAUGAGUAUGAAGAGCUGGAGGGAACGCCAGGACGACUGCAGGAGUUCUUUGACUCCACCAACGGUCGUUUCCACCAUCCAGAUGUGCUCCAGCUUGUUGGCUCUUUGAACAAAGAGAGGGGAUGUCGCAUGACUGAUGGAACAAAGGAUUCUGGGAACUCGCAGGCGGCUGGUGGAGUAUCCUCACAGCCACACACGACUUCACACACUUCUUGACUGUAACACACACAAACACCUCCUCAGUGGACUGAAACACACAAUGCGUGUAUAAAGGACGCACAAUCGCAUCACAUGUGCAGGGAUGAAAUAGAACAUGGAAAACCUCAAAAUUUGUGAGUUCAUGACUCUAAUUUGUGAGGCAUUUGCAGCUAUUUGGACCCAUUGUCUUUCCUGUUUUACCUCAGUGUGUCUGUCUAAUGUCAGCGUUUGGUUCAGCUGUAACAGAGGACUUUGCAGAUUGACUACACUGUUUAAUGUAAUGCAUACUGUCCAGGAAAGCACAGUAUCAGUAUCUAUAAUCAAAACAUUGUGACAACUACUAGUGCAAAAACUGCCAGGUAAUGUACAAAUGCAAUAACAUGUCAAAAUAGAAUUAAAUGUCUCUAUAAAUGGGUUGAAAAUAUAAUAAAGCUACAUAUUUUUUUAGGUAUGUUCUGAAAUUAUCACAUUAAGUGGCAACUAUUGUGCAUUAGUCUUAUUUUUAAUUGAUUAAACAACAUUAUCUAACAUUGAAAGCAACAUACAGUAAACAAUUCAAUUCCUUUUAUUCUUCAGAGUUAUAUGGUGGUUGGUUUAUCUACAUGUGCAGUUGGAACAACAGUUUAAUUAAGAGGGAAACUAUAAAUCAUGUCAACAUUUUCUUUACAUCAGCAGGCUGAACUGUGUGUUUCUGACAUUUUAUUACAUUUUGACAAGUAAUUAUGUAUAUAAGCUGGCAGUUAUUACAUUACAUGAUGCCGCUGCACCAUCAGACUCUGCUGUAGCAGCGUGACUCCGCUUCCAAAACAGUGUUAAUGCAUUUUCUGAUGCAUGCAAUUCAAAACAUGUUAGUAAUAUACAGUUUUUCUUCUGUAUGUUUUUAUUCAUCAUAGCAAAGGAUUCACAGUGUUGCUGACAAAUGAGAAACUAGUUAUCAGAUGUGGAAGUUAUUUUCACUAUGGUCAUUUUAAUAUGUUGCAUAGAAUUUCAGUUGCACAUUACAUGCGUUACUGUUUGUGUUGUUGUUUAUGUACCAGUUUGACUUGAAGUUCAGUCAGUUUUCAGCAUUGUAUUGUAAAAACAGUCACUUGUGAAAUUGGCUUUAGUUUAAAACAAUCUUUAAUAUUGACACAUCAGCCAUAAACAGGUAUUUAUAAUGCUGUGUGAUUAACUGUAUGAAUACAGAUGAAUAAGUUAAACACAAUGUUGUUUUAUUUGAAUGUUUUGUUUUAGAGUUUUAAUAAAAGCUUUUGUUAAAAGUU
This is a messenger RNA of Thunnus maccoyii (southern bluefin tuna), 2102 nucleotides long. RefSeq names its product HD domain containing 2 (gene hddc2). The transcript is spliced from 6 exons. Lineage: Eukaryota; Metazoa; Chordata; Actinopteri; Scombriformes; Scombridae. Gene Ontology annotation, molecular function: 5'-deoxynucleotidase activity. The coding region runs from base 103 to 858 and encodes 251 amino acids. Gene Ontology annotation, cellular component: cytoplasm. The record is from RefSeq and is a predicted model, not a curated record.